This is a messenger RNA of Leguminivora glycinivorella, 1872 nucleotides long. RefSeq names its product TBC1 domain family member 5 (gene TBC1D5). Gene Ontology annotation, biological process: activation of GTPase activity. The record is from RefSeq and is a predicted model, not a curated record. The transcript has 12 exons. NCBI's taxonomy places the organism in Eukaryota, Metazoa, Arthropoda, Insecta, Lepidoptera, Tortricidae. The coding region runs from base 1 to 1485 and encodes 494 amino acids. Gene Ontology annotation, molecular function: GTPase activator activity.
AUGACUGCUUCACCCCAGGUCAAGAAAGUCUACAACUGCCAGCGUGGAGCCGCGUGGGCCAUACUGCUGAAUGCCUUACCACCACCUAAUGCUGAUAUUGUUAGCAGCCUGAAAACUCAUAGGAAUUUCUACAAUGACAUAAAGUCAAAACUGUCAAUGGACCCUCGGAAUGUCAUAGGCGAUGAUCCUCUGUCGCAAAAUGAUGAGAGCGCAUGGAACCAGCAUUUCUGUGACAACGAACUGAAGGCGUUGAUACUGCAAGAUGUAGUCAGGACUUUUCCUGACGAGCUCUACUUCAGAGACAAAGAUGUACAGGACAUGAUGGUGCAAGUAUUGUUCUUCUGGGCGCGUUCUCACGCGUACGUGGGGUACCGGCAAGGCAUGCACGAGGUGCUGGCCCCUCUGUUACUGGAGCUGCAUAGGGACAGGACGCACGCGCCGAGAGAUAUUAGCAAUACAUUAACAUACAUCCUAGAAGAAGAAUAUUUGGAACAUGACAGCUACAUGAUGUUCAGUGCGGUGAUGAAGGGGCUGGAGAAGUUCUACACGACGGGUGACGUGGUGCCUUCCUCCUGCGGCCGUCUGCCCGUCUCUAAAGUCAUCCACAACCCUAACGAAGUAGUAAGAUAUCUCGACAAGGUACGAGAAGAAUGUUUGACGCCGCUAGACAACGAGCUGGCCACGCAUUUAGCGCAGUGCAAUAUCUCCAUGGAACUGUUUGGAAUUCGAUGGCUCCGGCUCCUGUUCGGGCGCGAGUUCCCCCGAGCAGAGCUGCCGGCGCUGUGGGGGUUCUUAUUCGCGGACGGCCCUACGCUGCCCAACAUACACUUCGUCGUCGUCGCCAUCCUGAUAGCCAUGAAGACUACGCUAAUGGAGCCGGACUCGGGCGUGGUGCUGUCGGCGCUGAUGCGGCCGCCGCGGCUGCCGGCGGCGCACGCGGCGGCGCUGGCGCUGCACCUGCGCAGCCCGCUGCGGCACCCGCGCCCGCCGCCGCCCGCACAGGACGCUCACCGAGACAUGUCCUCGUACUCGAGCGAGUGGGCGCUGGAGCAGCGCGGCUACGCCACGGGCUCGGGCUCCGACUCAGGAUCAGAGGGCGUGGCGGAGGGCGCGGACAUCGCUCGUUCCCUCGCGGCGCUGGGCUUGCUGCGCGCGCAGCUGCCGCCCGCCGCCGCGGCGCUGGCGCGCGAGCUGGCCGACGCGCCGCCGAGGGUCAAGGCGCCGCUGCAGAGGAUACUCAAGCUGGCAGCUCUCCUAGAAUGCCGCAACCACGCGCUCAUCGACGUAGAAACGGCCCUGGAGGCCGCAGAGGCCGGAUCCGAGCAAAUCGGACGGCGGAAAAUAGUCCCCGUCAUAGUUAACCAUAAACCUCCGCCUAAACCAGCGGUUAAAGUUAAAGAAGUGCCGUUAAAACUGUUCCACAAGACGGAGUGUUUCAAUAGUGACCUGCCGUGCUUGGACCCGCUGAGACUUAGGACUGAAUGAUUAAGGGAGUUAUAGGGCUAAGUGAUAAAGCGAACAAAAAUAGUUCCCGUCAUAGUUAACCACAAACCUCCGCCUAAACCGGCGGUUAAAGUUAAAGAAGUGCCGUUAUAACUGUUCCAUAGGACGGAGUGUUUCAACAGUGACCUGCCGUGCUUGGACCCGCUGAGACUUAGGACUGAAUGAUUAAGGGAGUUAUAGGGCUAAGUGAUAAAGCGAACAAAAAUAGUUCCUGUCAUAGUUAACCACAAACCUCCGCCUAAACCGGCGGUUAAAGUUAAAGUGCCGUUAUAACUGUUACAUAGGACGGAGUGUUUCAAUAGUGACCUGCCGUGCUUGGACCCGCUGAGACAUAGGACUGGUUGCACCAAACCGUCUGUCAAGGCUAAA